GGUAACGUAGACGGGGUAAGUAUUUUACACUUGGUGUAUUGUUUUAAGAAGAAGAAGAAGAAAAAGAAAAGCCAAAAAGAUUUCCUUGCUGCUAGUUUCUUUCCCGGUGUAUAACUCUCUCUCCAUAGACAGACAGCCACAGCCAGGCAGCCCCUCGUUUCAUUUCAAAUAUAAAAAGAUGAGGAGGCGACCGGCAGAGUACCGGCGCCCAGUUAGAAGGAGGUUAUCGCAGUGGAUCUUGGCGCUUCUCGGGAUGUUCGUGAUUGCAGGAUUGGUAUUGUUUGUGUUUCACCACAAUCACCAUGAAGAUCAGGUCAAGCAGCCAAUGAUGGGUGAAAAUGCGACAAAAGAGCCUCUAAACCAUGAGGGUUUAAAUUUCACCAAGGAAAUAUUAAGUGCCAGUUCAUUUUCACGACAGUUGGCAGAACAAAUGACACUUGCCAAGGCUUAUGUCAUUAUAGCAAAGGAGCACAAUAAUCUUCAUCUUGCUUGGGAACUGAGUAAUAAGAUUAGGAGUUGCCAACUUUUGCUUUCUAAAGCUGCCAAGAGAGGGGAGUCCAUAACAGUAGAAGAAGCUGAGCCGAUAAUCAGUAGCUUAUCAUAUCUCAUUUUCAAGGCACAAGACGCUCAUUAUGAUAUUUCAACCACCAUGAUGACAAUGAAAUCUCAUAUCCAAGCUCUAGAAGAGCGAACAAAUGCAGCAACAGUUCAAAGCACACUCUUUGGUCAGUUGGUGGCUGAGGCUUUGCCCAAGAGUCUUCACUGCCUGAAAGUAAAGCUCACAAAUGACUGGCUUAAGCAGCUCCCCCUCCAAAACCAUGUGGAGGAGAAGAGAAAUUCCCCUCGAGUUAUCGACAAUAAUCUCAACCAUUUCUGCAUAUUUUCAGACAAUGUGCUUGCCACUUCUGUGGUGGUCAACUCCACAAUCUCCAAUGCUGACCAUCCAAAACAGCUUGUCUUCCACAUAGUGACGAAUGGAAUUAGCUAUGGAUCCAUGCAGGUUUGGUUUCUAACUAAUGACUUCAAAGGGGCCACUGUAGAAGUGCAGAAUAUAGAGGAGUUUACCUGGUUGAAUGCUUCUUAUGCUCCUGUUAUCAAACGGCUCCUUGAUCAAGAUUCAAGGGCCUACUACUUUGGGGCAUAUCAAGAUAUGAAGGUUGAGCCAAAACUGCGGAACCCUAAGCACAUGUCUUUGCUCAAUCACCUCCGGUUUUACAUCCCUGAGGUCUAUCCACUUUUGGAAAAGGUUGUCUUCCUUGAUGAUGAUGUUGUUGUCCAGAAGGAUCUGACCCGGUUGUUUUCUUUGGAUUUGCAUGGGAAUGUAAAUGGAGCUGUGGAAACCUGUCUUGAAGCAUUUCAUCGAUAUUACAAGUAUAUCAAUUUCUCUAACCCAGUCAUCAGCUCAAAAUUCGACCCGCAGGCAUGUGGUUGGGCAUUUGGAAUGAACGUUUUUGAUUUGAUUGCAUGGAGGAAGGAAAAUGUGACUGCGCGGUAUCAUUACUGGCAGGAACAGAAUGGUGAUCAGAUGCUGUGGAAACUGGGAACACUCCCCCCUGCCCUUCUAGCAUUUUAUGGACUGACCGAGACACUUGAUCGGAGAUGGCAUGUGUUAGGAUUGGGAUAUGACAUGAACAUUGAUGACAGGCUGAUUGACAGUGCUGCAGUUAUUCACUUUAACGGGAACAUGAAACCAUGGUUGAAAUUGGCCAUUGGCAGAUACAAGCCUCUUUGGGAAAGGUACAUAAAUCAGAGCCACCCGUAUUACCAAGAUUGUGUCAUUAGUUGAAAUCUGCUACUUUUUUAUUAUUGAUAUUUAUGUGAUCUUCGAUGUUCUUAAACAGUUGACCUAGGAUCGCAUUGUUGUAGAGUCAGAAAUAGAAAAUUUUGGCUUUAUUAGGAGCUUUACCUUUUGUUUUUUAUAUAAUUUUCUCUUUUAAUAUAGUUUCUUAAAAGAAAAGGAACGAGUUUUAUACUAAACAAAAUUAAAUCUACUAGGGUAAGAACUGUGAAGGAUUCAAUUUUGGCUGAUGGGGUUUCCUUUUCCUCUUCUGCAAGCUGUAGAACUAUUUGUUCCUCGGCAAUUCCUGUAAUAAAUUUUCAGCUCUUAUGAAUUAUAUUGUAAUUGGAUACAGACAUUUGAUA
This is a messenger RNA of Populus trichocarpa (black cottonwood), 2142 nucleotides long. RefSeq names its product hexosyltransferase GAUT11. Gene Ontology annotation, molecular function: polygalacturonate 4-alpha-galacturonosyltransferase activity. The transcript has 3 exons. The record is from RefSeq and is a predicted model, not a curated record. NCBI's taxonomy places the organism in Eukaryota, Viridiplantae, Streptophyta, Magnoliopsida, Malpighiales, Salicaceae. Bases 179 to 1786 code for a protein of 535 amino acids.